Molecule: messenger RNA, 1321 nt
Organism: Vitis vinifera (wine grape)
Lineage: Eukaryota; Viridiplantae; Streptophyta; Magnoliopsida; Vitales; Vitaceae
Exons: 1
Coding region: 491-1183 (230 amino acids)
Source: RefSeq, a predicted model, not a curated record
CGCAAAACUCAAAAGCCAUAAAAGAUGUACAUCUGCCAACCAAUUUAACCGUGACUGAACCCUAUAUUCCAAAACCAAGAAAACACACUGCUAAGACUAAGACCAAGGCAGACCCCACAAAAGCCUGGAAUUCAAAGAAACAAUUUGGGACGGGCCCCACCUGCAAAAGACCAAGAAAAAAUUGAAAAGAAAAGGAAAAGAUUCAUCACUCUCUGCCCUAAGGCGUACCCAUCUGCCUCUACAGUCCUUUGCUUAUCUGCCAUCUCUCUUUUCUGUUUUUCUGGGUUCUCUCUCUCUCUCUCUCUCUCUCUCUACCUCUGGAAACUCUCCAAAGCUCUCAUUUCUGCAAACACAUUUUCCCCUCGCGGUACUCGAGGCGUUAAAAGAAACCAAUCCCCACAAGUGGCCCGGAAUAAAGUAUAAAACUUUGGGUGAGACGCUGAGAGGGAGGGUUCAGUUUAGGUUUUAAGGCUUUGGGAUCAAAGCGGGCAUGAAGAUCAAGAGAAAAGGUAAAGUCUACCCAUCUUCCUCGUCGUCUUCUUCUUCAUAUAAAGAUGCCAUUUCUGUAUUCAAGCUUCUUCCGGCUACUAUUCUAGCUCUGGCUUCAGCUCUCUCAGUCGACGAUCGUGAAGUCUUGGCUUAUAUGAUAACCAGGUCCAUUACCACCGCUAACCCAUCUUCCAUUAUCGAGCGGCAUAAGAAGAAGUGCAAGACACCCCACAACGUUCAGAAGCUUCCUCUUUUCGAAUGUGGGUGCUUCGACUGCUACAUCAGCUUCUGGUUCAGGUGGGACUCCUCGCCGGACCGUGAGCUCAUUCACCACGCCAUUGAAGCGUUCGAGGACCAGCUGACCACCACCGAGUUCUUCAAAAAGAAUGGCAGAGGAAGAAAGCGAGAUAAGCUCGUGGGUCGCCGCGACGCCGAAAGAUCGGCCGACUUAACGGAGGAGAACCGAACCGAACCGAACCGCCUAAACGACGUCGUUCUGGAGCCUGAUGCUGAAGACCCCGGCGAAAAUGACCUGGACUGCGACGGCGCUGAGUUGAAUGGAGGGUUGGAGAUGGAGGUGGUGUCCGCAUCAGCUCCGGCGAGCCACCACAAGGGUUUGGCCAGAAAAGUCCUGCCGGACGUGGUGGGUUUAUUAAAUUCGCGUUUGUGGAGCCUUUGGAGUCCGAAUAUUUAGAAGGAAAAAAAAAAGGAAAAAGAAAAAUGAAGAAAAACAGUUGUAUUAGAAGCAGCACAUUCCAUAAUCCCCCUGGAAUAUGAAUAUUAAUAUAAAAAUAUAAUAUAAUAUAUAUUUUCCUAUUGUUUCUCGGGAAAA